AUGACGAUCAAUCCAUCUGACAUUGAUGAUACACAAACGCACAACCACAGGCCAGUAUUUAUUUCCCUUUAUGUGUCGAUUGUAGGAGGUUUUCGUUUCUUCCGGUUUUUUUUUCUUUCUUUUUCUUUUAUUUUCUUUCUUUUACUUUUUCUUGUCUUUUCUUUUUCAUUCUUUUUUCAUUUUGUUUUCUUCCUUUCAUUCUUUUUUCUUAGUUUCUUUUUUUUUUCUUUUUCUAUUUUUCUUUUCUGUUUCCCUGUUUUUCCUUCUUAUUUGUUUUCAUUUCCAUAUGGUUUUCAUUUUUUCUUUCUUCCUUUUAUUUUUUUCUCUUUCGUAUCCCUGUAUUUGCUUCUGUCUUGGCUUCAUUUCUGUUUUUUCUUUUCAUCUUUCUUUCUUUCGUUCUUUCUUUCUUUCUUUUUCUUUCUUUCUUUCUUUCUUUCUUUCUUUCUUUCUUUCUUUCUUUCGUUUCUCCCUUUUCUUCUUUCUUUUUGA
This is a messenger RNA of Acanthosepion pharaonis, 489 nucleotides long. The record is from the annotation of a GenBank genome assembly. NCBI's taxonomy places the organism in Eukaryota, Metazoa, Mollusca, Cephalopoda, Sepiida, Sepiidae.